Molecule: messenger RNA, 392 nt
Organism: Aspergillus novofumigatus IBT 16806
Lineage: Eukaryota; Fungi; Ascomycota; Eurotiomycetes; Eurotiales; Aspergillaceae
Exons: 1
Coding region: 53-274 (73 amino acids)
Source: RefSeq, a predicted model, not a curated record
AUUUGAUUUAUAUAUAGAGCUUAGUUACUCUGAGGUUGAGCCUGAACCAGCCAUGCUUGAUUAUGGGGUAUAUUGCAUAUUGGAUAGGGGGAUAUGCAGAACAACCCUGCUACUGCUGAUUCCUAUGGUUACAGAUGCCAAUGUCGCUGCUCUUCUGGCUCAGAAGAAUAAUGAGCAGAGUGUUGUUCACACCCUUUCUCUGGGGAGACUGCAUCCCAUGGCUACAUAUGAGCGGAGUUGUGCCUUCUUUAAGGUAGUACUAGCAGCUGGUUGAGCUGCUAGUUUGACAACGAUCUCUGUUAGAUUGUAUAGAUUCCCUGAGGAUGGCUCUGGAUUGUCCUAACACCGUCCAUGUCUGAAUCUGGCGUGGAUUGCGGUGGUGUUUGUUGCGG